AUGAUAGCAACGUACAGUCAACCAUCUUCUUUUGCACAUCAACAUCAAAGUUCCGAACCAUUUGAAGAUAUCAAGAGCAAUAGUUCUUCAAAUCUUCAUGGAACUUUAAGCAUUGUUAAAAAUUGUGACAGUCCAUAUAACAAUUGUGCUAUUCAAGCAAGCUUGAGCGAACAACCUCCACAACACGUUCAACCAUCCACUGGGUCACGUCAACAAACUUUUGGCUCCUCGACAGCAAGGCAUUAUAAUAAUAAUAUUCGAACAUCUUCAUUAUCUUCGUCAAAUACGACAACGAAUCGCAAUAACUUUAACGAUACUCGAAUUUUUACAACGGCCUCAACAACGACGGAGCAACAUCAGUUUUCAUUUGCAAAUCCUCGCAGUGGAUGCAACAACAAUAAUCGUUCAAAUAAAAAUAUAAAUAUGUGUCAUAAUGUUGGUGGCCUGAAUUCAAAAGAAACUAAUGAUUGGACCAAAGAUACUGCAAAUGAUUCAUCAGAAUUAAAAUAUCGUGAUAUUCUUUUCGAGAAUGUAGAUUUUCCUCCAAAAAAGUCUCGUUGUGCUGAUAAUAAAAAUAAGGAUGAUGACUUAGAUGAUUCGAAAAAAGAUCCUUUGGGGACUUCAAAUUGGCGCCUUUAUACAAAGGCAAAAGAUGCUUUACCUAACGGAAUACGUCUUGAAAAUAUUUCUUGGAGAAUGAUGUUUCUCGCUCAAAAAUCAAAGAAUUCCGAACAAAAAAAUCAAUCGCUUAAUGACUCGAAUGCGACUAUUCCAACAAAUAUUUCUAUAUUAGGUGACACUUUUACAAGUAAAAAUUCCGUUAAGAAGUCCAACGUUAAUGACAUUUCUAUUCAAGACAAAAAUAUAAGUAGCCUGAAAGAUGCUGACAAUGCGUUAUUAAGUUUAGAUAUGGAUAUGGAUGAUUCGCUUAACAAAAUUGACCGUCAUUUGCAUGUUGAUAUGGACCAAGAUGAUUACAAUUCAAUGCUUGAUGAUCACACUCAUGCUCCCUUUGUGAUGUCUCCCCCAGAUACUAGUGCGAGUAACACGGAUGAUAAUCUUUCCGUCUAUACCUCAACUCCUUCUCCUGUGCUCACAUCUUCUACUAUUCCGGCCAUCCCAAUUCCUGUGUCCUCUGCUUCAAACAAUUAUAACCUUCCUUUAGCAACGUCUCCUACGAAUUGUUCUUUUGAAUUCAUUACUCCUGAGGGACUUAGAUUUACAAGCCCACAAAAUUUUAAGAGGAAUUAUAUGAAUUUUCCUGGAAAACCUAUAAUGUAUACUCGUUCCUUUGCUAUUCCUGUACCUCGAUCUCAAGUUUUCAAUUCUACUGGUACUCAUGGAUUAAAUUCUAAAAAGGUUAUAACAAUACCAAGCGAUACUCCUGAUGACUCAGACGUGGAAUUACCUGAAUCAAUAUCUUCAUCAGCGACAACUACAUCUACCAAUACACAGUAUACAUUAAAUUCUUUCAAUCCCGCGUUUGAUCAAACAUCACUUGAUUAUCCUAGUUCCUUAAUAAGUUCAUCAGCUCCAAAUUAUUCCUAUAGCCUUUGUGAAAUUGCUGCUCCUGAUGGUUUAAAUGACAAUAAUUCAAUUUCAUAUAAUCAAUCAGCUGUUAGCACCCCUCUUACACCUGCCGAUAAUAUAGGUGUUUACUUCCCCGACUUCAAUCAUGGAAGUGAUAUUGGUGCUGAUGGCUUUUUCUAUUAUAUGCAAGGCAGUCCACAUAUUAAUCCCUCACUAUUAUCUACGUCUCCUAAUAUUAUUUAUGAUUUUAUGCAACAAGAUCAAAAUUCUAAUGCUGGAGGAAAGAAUAAAAAUUCUAAUUUUGAAUUUGAUGUAUCAGGUAGUAGUCAUAGUUCUAAUGGCUCAUCAAAGAUAAAAAGAUAUUCGUUAGAUGGUUCAUCUGUCGUUGAUAUGAACUGUAUAAACAAGAACAAUUCCUUGAAUUCUUCUCCCACAUUAACUAGUAGUGAAGCAUCUGAGUCUGACACUUCAAAUGCGAUACCAUGUCAACCAUUGUGCAAUGCUUGUGGGCUAUUCCUUAAACUUCAUGGUGUCGUAAGACCCUUAAGUCUUAAAACAGAUACUAUUAAAAAACGUAAUCGCAAUGGGGGUGCUGUUGCUGCUGGUAAAAAUCCAGCUAAAGGUGUUAAAGGAACCGUACAACUCGGCCCAGGUGGUGCGAGCAUGGGAGUUAUAGGAAAACGAAUGAAUCUGUCAAAUUCAAUGGCAGCAAGAUCACAAAAUGGUAAUUCACCAGCUCCUGCUCCAGUAUUAUCAACACCGGUAUCAACUGCACAAUUUACCAAUGGAUUCAAUGGAGGACGACAUCAAAUGGUUGGUGCAAUGCCAAAGAGACGGAGAUUUUCGGGUGAUGAGCAACAAUUAAAUUCACAAACACGACCUAGUGAAAUACAACAAUCGCAAAAUUAUGGUGUUCUAAAACAUCCAUCUGGUCCAUUUUCUUCUAAUGGAGAACAAACCAAACUACAACAAGUUUUGGAUAUGGUGCACGCACCUGAUAAUAAUUCACCAACUUCUGUUUCAUCAUCAGCUGGAUACAAUACAUAUGCUCCUUCAAAUGUAUCACCAUCCAAUACACCUCCUAAGCAUAAUCCACGUAACGUUCAGCGUUCGCAUUCAUCCGGGCAAAUUAUGCACACUCCCUCAACAUCAUCUCAGUCAAUAUUAGUGCAUUAUCCAAUGGUGCAAUCGGCACUAUCAAGCGAGAAUGAUAAUAUGAUACCUACAAACGGCAACAACUAUACUUCACGUCCUGCAAUGUUAAUAAGGCACCGAUCUUUUGUUAACUAA
Molecule: messenger RNA, 2820 nt
Organism: Dentiscutata erythropus
Lineage: Eukaryota; Fungi; Glomeromycota; Glomeromycetes; Diversisporales; Gigasporaceae
Source: the annotation of a GenBank genome assembly